ACGGAGACUCAGGAAAAGAUCAGGAAAGAGGCCAAUGCACUUAAAGACACUCCACGAAGCAGAGGUCGGCCAAAAAAGAAAGCAGCAAAGGACACGUCGGCAGAAGUCAAAGACACUCCAAAAACCCCAGGAAGGAAACCCAGUAAAAAGGGGCAGGAGAAGCUAAAGGGUGGAAAAAGUGCAAAAGCCAGCCCUCCUGAGACCAGCAAUGAAAAAUUGGAGAGUAAUAGAAAAAGCAUCGAGAGUAAGAGGACUGAUGAUGAUAGUGAUGAUGAUGAUGAAGACUCAGAUGUUGAUGACUCAGAUAAGGAGUGGGAACCAAAAGGGGUAAAAAUCCCAGAAUCCAAGCUCACGAGGAAGCAGAAGUGUUCUUGUCGGAUUUGCAAAAGGCAAUUCGAGUAUCACUCCCUCUUGAACAGACAUUUGCAUCAAGACCAUAGAAUCUCAUCCACCGACUUGGCCGACAAAUUAAAAAAGCAGUCCAUACUUACAUAUUUCUUAAGCAUCAAGAAAAAAUUAAGGACAUCAAACAUGUGUAUGACAUGCAACAGGACAUUUAAAACGUGGUCCAGUGCCUCGUUGCAUAUCAAACGAAAACACUUGAAACACGUCCACCGAGUGUGCCGUUUGUGUUUUAAGGAAUGCUCAACGUUAACUCACCUACGAAGACAUCAACUGGUUAAACAUAACUUCACGCCUUUCAGCGGAGACAAAAUGUUGCUUAAAUGCAGGCUCUGCCCACGGGUCUUCUUGUACAAGAAAUCCAGAAAAAGUCAUGAGUUUACCAAACAUGGAGCUAUGGGGAAAGACAUCGAGAAGCUCGGAGGAGAGCAGCCUAGUUUAAGAUGGCGGCGACGCCUGAGGCGGGUCAGUAAAUUCAAGUGCGGGGCUUGUUUCAGGAGGUACACCACAGAAAAUCGUUUGCGGAUUCAUAUGAUCAAGUUCCAUGGAGUGAAAAAUGAGCAAAGGGGGAGCCACAAGUGCAUGUUCUGCGAGCUGGAGUUUCCGCUGCCCAAACUGUUGAACAUGCAUGUGUCAGACUGCCAUAACUGCGCAUGUGAGGAAGGAGAAAACGGAGUCGUCCUGUGCAUGAUCUGCAAGCAGAUGUUUUUGCGACGAGGAGACUUGAAGCGCCACCUACAUGAUAUUCACAAUCUCAAUCAGCCAAUCAGGAAGAACAACUUGCAGUUGCGAUCGUUCAGAUGUGACGUCCCGGGUUGCACGUUUAGCACGGACAGCACACCAACGCUAAAGAUCCACGUAGAGACAGUGCACCCAGAAGUGGUCUUUAAUUGUGAAUAUUUGGGCUGUACAUACAAGAGCUGCCUCAAAAUGGACGUACGCCGCCAUUACACCCUACGUCAUGAGCGAGGCAUGGGUGUCGUGUGCACACUGUGUGGGAAGAAAUAUCGCAAACGCUACCAUCUUAGAAUUCACAUGUUUAAUAAGCAUGAAGUCCGAGGAGAUGGGCUGAGGACUUUCAAGUGCCCAGAAGAAGGUUGUGAGUAUGAAACGACAGCAAGCAACAGUCUAAAACUACACGCCACCAAGCAUAAGAAGGACAAGCCGUUCAAUUGCCCUUACUGUGGACGCUGCGUGAAAACAGAGAAAACCUUACAGAAGCAUAUCAACAAGCGCCACCUGAACAUAAGGCCUUACUUGUGUCAAGUGUGCGGAGCAUCUUACGGAGAGGAACACGAGCUGAAAACUCACGAGGCGCGUCACCUCACGGAUAAACCUUACAUAUGUGAACACUGUUCAUAUUCCACUGUUAGCAAGGCAGAUUUGGCGAGCCACGUUCUAGCCAGACACAACCAGAGACUGGACAGCAAGAUCAAAGUCUACCAGUGUCACAUCUGCGGCUACACCACGACCCGGAAGAAACACCACGAGCGACACAUCAAGGGACACCUCAACAUCCGCGACAUGGUCUGCAACAUCUGCGGCAAGACGUUUGCUCACGACCGCACGCUGGCCAAGCACAUACGCUGGGUUCAUACGGAGAAGAAGGUGAAAUGUCCCCACUGCGAUCACGUGACGGCGGAUAAUUAUCACUUGAAGGAGCACAUUCGCGUGAUGCACACGCACAGAGAUUUGAAGCCCUUUAAAUGCGGGUAUUGUGAUUUUAGGUGUAAGAUAUCGGGGAACGUUCGCAAACAUUGCCUGCAUAAACACAAGGGAGUGGAGGUGAAGUAUUUGAAGGUGGCGCGGACGGAUGUCGUCAAGGAGGUUCCGAAGCGCCCUCUUUUGUCCGACGUCUCCAUGCGCACGGCGGAUGUGUUUAGUUCUGCCCUGGAGAUGUUGGCGACCCAGACCGUGCAAGCAGUGUCGUCUGAAUUGAGUCAUUUGUCCAAUCAGGUCGUUUCAGGACAGCAGCAGAUCGCCAGCGUUUCCGACCAACCUCAUAUCGAGUCUUGCUCGCCCGUGCCCUUGUACGCCGGCAACCAAAUCCUCUCAGUGCAGCACGUGACUUUGGGACAACACGUACAGCAACAACAUCAAGAACCGCAACACCAACAGCAUCAGCAACCCUCUUCCAUAGCGACCAGCCAAGUGAUGACCAGUCACAUGACGGGCUCGGGGCAGUUGCCAGUCUCGGCAAUACGCACAGCGCUGAUGCAGCCCGUGACGAACCAGAUGCCGCCGCCUCACCCCCAUCAGCACCCGAACCUCUUGCCCCCUCAUGGUCACCUGGCUGGACCCAUUGACAUGUCCACCGGUCAGAUUCCCCACUGGACCAUGGGGCAGUUUUGAGAGGUGGUCAGCCUAAAAUUUUGGCUCUACGUCCUUCGUGUGUUUGUUGAAAGACGGCGAUGGAAAUGUUUUGUCGCUGAUAUUGUUUUGUUGAAGGCAAGCAAAUUUGAUGUGUGGAAACAUGCAUGCAUACAAACGUGCGCACGUACAACACAUGUUCACGUACGUGCAUUCAUACAUACAAUCUACCUCUAACUUAUUUGCUUGCACGCACAUGCACACACACACACACACACACACACACACACACGUGCACAC
This is a messenger RNA of Lingula anatina, 3012 nucleotides long. RefSeq lists its product as uncharacterized. The record is from RefSeq and is a predicted model, not a curated record. Gene Ontology annotation, molecular function: DNA-binding transcription factor activity, RNA polymerase II-specific; protein binding. NCBI's taxonomy places the organism in Eukaryota, Metazoa, Brachiopoda, Lingulata, Lingulida, Lingulidae. Gene Ontology annotation, biological process: regulation of transcription by RNA polymerase II. Gene Ontology annotation, cellular component: nucleus.